Molecule: messenger RNA, 630 nt
Organism: Ostreococcus tauri
Lineage: Eukaryota; Viridiplantae; Chlorophyta; Mamiellophyceae; Mamiellales; Bathycoccaceae
Exons: 1
Coding region: 1-630 (209 amino acids)
Biological process (GO): chloroplast fission
Cellular component (GO): membrane
Source: RefSeq, a predicted model, not a curated record
AUGCCGUUCGCCCGGGCGCUCGAGCGCGGCGUCCUGACCUCCGCGCGCGCGAACGAUUGGGCCGAGAGCGAUGACGUCCUCGCUCGCGCACGACGGACGCUCGUCGAGCUGGGAGACGCCGCGCGAGAGGGUGCGACGGCGGCGAUCGAGCGCUUGCGUGAUGACGGAAAUGCCGUGCACGUUCGCGGUCGAUCUCGCGGGAUCGGUCCGGACAAGCGCGAGGUUUUGCGAUGCGACCCGCGACUCAGAGGGAAGUUUCUCGCGGCAAUGAUCCCCGGGGACAGCGCCGUGGAGAGCGUCAUUACGAGCGGCAUCUUCUCCACGCUGAACAUUUACAACACACUCAUCAUCGGUCGACUCAUCUUGACGUGGUUCCCGAAUCCACCGAGGCAGCUCGCGUACCCCCUGGCGACGCUUUGCGACCCGUACCUCAACCUGUUCAGAGGCAUCAUCCCGCCCCUUGGCGGGAUCGAUCUCUCCCCCAUCUUGGCAUUCACCGUCCUUAACGUGUUCCAGGGCACCGCUGCGGCAUUGCCGUGCGAAUACGACGAGAAGACGGGAGAAGUAAUCCUGCCGAACAAAACGCGCAGUGUCGUGAAGGCGAAGGACGUGACGGUUGCUCGAAAAUAG